UUUCUUAAAGAUAUAAUUCAUAUAAUGUCUGGAAAAGAGAUUUACUCUGAGGUGAAGAACUCGAGAGACUUUACAGAAAAAGUAGUUUUAGUGACCGGUAGUAGUGGUGGUAUCGGCGAAGCGAUCGCCAAACUAUACUCGGCUUUAGGCGCGAGUGUUGUCAUCACCGGUAGGCGUGAGGAUGGCGUCAAACGGGUGGCCAAAGAGUGUCAAGAAUUGUCGCCUCAAAAAUUAAAAGCUUUGGAAAUACCGGCAGAUUUGUCAAAGGAUGGCGAAGCGGAG
Medioppia subpectinata is the source of this 282-nucleotide messenger RNA. NCBI's taxonomy places the organism in Eukaryota, Metazoa, Arthropoda, Arachnida, Sarcoptiformes, Oppiidae. The record is from the annotation of a GenBank genome assembly.